UGAAUAGGUUUCACCUCAAGUAGCUACAGCUCAUUUUCAACUUGUUUUACCAUGUGAUCAUCGUUUUGGUAUUGAUUCAAUUCCAAUAGAAAUUUGUUCAAUUCUUCUUGAAAAUUCAUAUUAUGGUUUAAGAAAACCACCAGAUCAAUCUCGUUCAUCAUUAUUGUAUGUUACUGACUUAUAUAUUAUGGCUAUUCUACAUGGUUUUUCUCUUGGUGGACAUAUGGCUUCAUUAGCAUUUACAAAAUGGCCUGAUCUUCCUUGUCGACAAUUCUAUGAAAAUAUAGCCUCUCAAACAUUUUAUGAUUAUUUACGUGAACGAAAUUGA
Messenger RNA from Rotaria sordida, 328 nucleotides. Lineage: Eukaryota; Metazoa; Rotifera; Eurotatoria; Philodinida; Philodinidae. The record is from the annotation of a GenBank genome assembly.